GUAGGGACAAAUAAUCACCAGACCAUGUUGGUGACACGGAACGGACGGCUAUGUUACCGGGAGCUCAUAGGUUCGCGAUAUAAAAUCCAUUGUAAUCAAAUCCAACCAAUUCAUACUCAUCGUGUCAAGCAGCGAACGAAGACCGUGGAUCGUAGCUAGCUUCUUGGUCGUCAUCGUUUUCGUUCCUCCCAGUGUGCGAGUGUCCUACCAGGAAAUGCGUUCGUUUGUCGUCAUAUUUGCGGUGGUGUCGCUAGCACUCAGCGGCACCCAGUGCCAUCCGCGAUCCGCGGCCGAACUUGCCACGGACAUCUACCGUACCUGUUUGGCCAGUGAACAUGGGCUCAAGUGUGCUAAGGCGAAGGCUCUCGCCUGGAUGGCGAAUGUGGCUGAGCAGGACGAGAUUCCCAUCACGGAAUCGCUCACGAUUGUGCGCACCGGUACGGAGGAACCGGAGCAGCCUGCUGAUACUGAGCAGCAGCAGCGUAGUGCUGGUGUAGUGCGACUGCUUAACAACAUCGAUAGCUUCCUUUCGACACACGCCCUCAAGAUGACACCACCGGCUGUGCUGGCGUCUGAGGAGGCUCGUGCUUACAUCCCGGACACCUUGCUGCAGGGAGGACUCGCCGACAAUCUGGUCGUACCGCUCACGGAAGGAAACGUUGCGGAAGGACGUGGUUUUGUGAAGAAAGUCAUGAUUCCCUUCCUGCUGGGCAUCAAGUUCAAAUCGACCGUGCUGGUUCCGAUGGCGCUGGCGCUUAUCGCCCUCAAGACCUGGAAGGCCAUGACCCUUGGUCUGCUGUCGCUGGUCCUGUCCGGUGCCAUGAUGAUCUUCAAGUUCGCCAAGCCAAAGAUCGUCAACUACGAGGUUGUCCAUUAUCCACCACCUCACCACGUGCAUCACGUCGAUCACCACAUCGACCAUCAUGCACCGCACGUGCACUGGGAUGCACCGCCAGCCUGGAAGAAACGAUCCAUGGAUGCUCACGAGCAGGCCUACGCCGGACAACUGUAACUAGCGCACCGUUAAGAUAUUUAUUUCACCGACGAACAAUGAACGAAUAAAUUAUUUAUUUUUCUCAAA
This is a messenger RNA of Anopheles stephensi (Asian malaria mosquito), 1081 nucleotides long. RefSeq lists its product as uncharacterized. The transcript is spliced from 2 exons. NCBI's taxonomy places the organism in Eukaryota, Metazoa, Arthropoda, Insecta, Diptera, Culicidae. The coding region runs from base 215 to 1012 and encodes 265 amino acids. The record is from RefSeq and is a predicted model, not a curated record.